Messenger RNA from Bubalus bubalis (water buffalo), 2562 nucleotides. RefSeq names its product heparan sulfate 2-O-sulfotransferase 1 (gene HS2ST1). The transcript is spliced from 7 exons. Lineage: Eukaryota; Metazoa; Chordata; Mammalia; Artiodactyla; Bovidae. Gene Ontology annotation, cellular component: membrane. The coding region runs from base 412 to 1485 and encodes 357 amino acids. The record is from RefSeq and is a predicted model, not a curated record. Gene Ontology annotation, molecular function: heparan sulfate 2-sulfotransferase activity.
GCAGCCGCAGCCGCAGCGCUGGCGGAGAAGCGCGCGGCCGCGAGCAAAGGAGGGAGGGAAGGAAGGAAGAGAAGGAGGCGGUUAGGCAGGCGGGCGCGGGGGUCGGGGACUGAGGCAGUAGAAGGAGGCGAGAGCCCGGCAGCUGCUUCGCUCUGUGUUUGCUGCACGGGCUUUUGAAGGGAGCCGUCCGUGGAGUCGGUCGAGGAGAAGCGGGCACCGGCGGCGUUGCUGCUGGCGCCUGGGGGCGGGGGACUGGGGACGCGAGAAGGGGGGUCGCUGCGGUGGUUCUCUCGCUGUCGCGCUCUUCUUGCCUUUCUCCCGGCUCCGUGGGCUCCUCCCGGCGUCUCCCUCGCCCCCGGGGCCCCGAUCCCCACCCCCCGCGGUAUGUCUUGAUCCCGAGCAGCGGGUUUCAUGGGGCUCCUCAGGAUUAUGAUGCCGCCCAAGUUGCAGCUGCUGGCGGUGGUGGCCUUCGCGGUGGCGAUGCUCUUCUUGGAGAACCAGAUCCAGAAACUGGAGGAGUCCCGGUCGAAGCUAGAAAGGGCUAUUGCACGACAUGAAGUUCGAGAGAUUGAGCAGAGACAUACCAUGGAUGGCCCUCGGCAAGAUGUAGCUUUAGAUGAGGAAGACGACAUGGUGAUCAUUUACAACAGAGUCCCCAAAACUGCAAGCACCUCUUUUACCAAUAUUGCCUAUGACCUGUGUGCAAAGAAUAAAUACCAUGUUCUUCACAUCAACACUACCAAAAAUAAUCCAGUGAUGUCACUGCAAGAUCAGGUGCGCUUUGUAAAGAAUAUAACUUCCUGGAAAGAGAUGAAACCAGGGUUUUAUCAUGGGCACAUUUCUUAUUUGGAUUUUGCAAAAUUUGGAGUGAAGAAAAAGCCUAUUUACAUUAAUGUCAUAAGGGAUCCUAUUGAGAGGCUAGUUUCUUACUAUUACUUUCUGAGAUUUGGAGAUGAUUAUAGACCAGGAUUAAGAAGACGAAAACAAGGAGACAAAAAGACCUUUGAUGAAUGUGUAGCUGAGGGAGGCUCAGACUGUGCUCCAGAGAAGCUCUGGCUUCAAAUCCCCUUCUUCUGUGGCCACAGCUCGGAAUGCUGGAAUGUGGGAAGCAGGUGGGCUAUGGAUCAAGCCAAGUAUAACCUAAUUAAUGAAUACUUUCUGGUGGGAGUAACUGAAGAGCUUGAAGAUUUUAUCAUGUUACUGGAGGCAGCUUUACCCCGGUUCUUCAGGGGUGCUACAGAACUCUAUCGUACAGUAGGAAAGAAAUCUCAUCUUAGGAAAACCACAGAGAAGAAACUCCCUACUAAACAAACCAUUGCAAAACUACAGCAGUCUGACAUUUGGAAAAUGGAGAACGAGUUCUAUGAGUUUGCACUAGAGCAGUUCCAGUUCAUCAGAGCCCAUGCUGUACGAGAAAAAGAUGGAGACCUCUACAUCCUUGCACAGAACUUUUUCUAUGAAAAGAUUUACCCUAAAUCGAACUGAGUACAGGCGUGACAGUUAAGAUUCUUGAACUACAACUUUGACUUUGUCUUUACCUUAGUUCUCAGCUCCACAACUUGGAUUGUUGAUGGGUAUAUAAGACACUUUGCAUUAGGGUACAGACAGUGACGUCAAGGAAGUAGAUUCUGGCUGAUAGGUCAGUGGUCCAGGAAGUUUAAGUUUCAGCCUAUUUUUUUCUGGUUAAAUUUUGGUGGGAGUUAUAACCUCCUGCCUGGACAAAACCUACACAUCACCUAAAAUAAAUACCUAGCAGGUCUAAUGGAAGGCUAGAUGCAGUUACAGAAAAGUUCUGAUACUCUGUUUUUGAUAAAGCAUCUUUUUCAACUAACCAUCAAUGAAGAUGAAUCCAUCUGCUUCUUUGCCUGGAGGUUUGGGUUGUACUCCCCUACUGGCUAGUGUUAUUAACUGUUUGGCAGUGUGUGCUUGAUUUUUAAAUGUUUGAUCAUGGUUGCUAAAAAUGUUUUUGCUGUAGUUGGAAUUGCCCAUGUUUAUGUAGGUCAUUUUAGUUUUCUUUUAAAAGAUGAUUAUUGGUGUUAAAACCAAUUUAAAUCAUUAUUAAUACUGUAAAAAGAAAGCAGUAUUUCUUAUUCCUAUCUCCCCAGUAUCUAAGAUUGGGGAAACACUUGAGAGAAUGUUGACAUUGCCUAAAGUUAAAAUAUUUUCCUUUAAGAAAGAUUUUUUCAUCAUGUUUAAUGGGAAAAAGUGAAUAUGUAAUAUAAACAGUCCAGUAGGGAAAUUUUGACUGUUUAUCCUUUAGAUCAUAUGUUUUUUCUUCAGAAUCUGUACAUAUUCUUGUGAUGUUUUUAAAAGUGGGUCCUGAUAUAGAUUUGACUCAUCUGUGGAUCCUAGAGAAGACACUCUAUGGGAUCCAGAUUCAAAUUCAGCAGCAGCUUCUUCUAGUUCUCCAGUUAUAUUCUGAUCUCUGCCUGCCUUUCAUUAGUUUUGUCUAGUUUAAUUGCCAAUGACUUUCUAACUUUUAGUUCUCCUAGGUAGAGUUGCUUAUAUUUUCCCAAUUCUGCUUUUUAUUAGAAAUUUCUUAAAAGGUUUCCAUCUUGCAGA